GGGACCUUCUAGCCCGCUGGCGUACUCUAUGGCGUUGGAGGACCUCACUCGUAUAGGCUGAAAAUGGCAUGGAGCUUUUGACACGGUGAAGAGCUGGGGAGGGGGUUAGCGGUGAAAGGCAAAAGUAGCCCCUUCCACCGGUCCCGGUUCCUGGAGAGCCCCUGUCUACCCUAUCGAGGUCGCCACUGUAGCCCCCGGGGGGCAAAGGCAUGGCGGGAGUCCUAACACCAGCCUUUCUUCCUAGAAGUUCCUUCCACCACCCACAAGCCUCACCUGGGGGAGACACCGAACCUGGCCGUGACCCCUGACCUGCGGGAUGGGCUACAAGCUGGCGCUGCUGGGCGCAUUGUACCUGGUGCAGGGCCUGCCCCACGGGCUGCAGGCGGGGCUGUUGCCCCUGCUGCUCCGGUCCCACGGCCUCUCGCUGACCCGCGUGGGGCUGACCCGCGCCUUGCACGCGCCCUGGCUGCUCAAGGUCGCCUGGGCCCCGCUGGUAGACCGGCGCGGCUCCCCGCGGGCCUGGCUGGCACUGAGCACCGGGGCGCUGGGGAUCCUGUGCUCGCUUUUGGCGGCGCUGCCCCCCGAAUCCGGGCCCGCCUCCUCGGGGAUGCCCACCGGGGCUGCCGUGCUGUUGCUGCUGCUGAACGCCGGGGCCGCAGUGCAGGACGUGGCGCUGGACGGGCUGGCCGUGCGGCUGCUGGCCCCUGACGAACUGGGCCCCGGCAACACUGUCCAGGUGGUGGCCUACAAGCUAGGGGCCGCCCUGGCCGGUGGGGGGCUGCUGGCAGUGACUCCCGACCUCACCUGGGGGCCCCUCUUUCUUGGUCUUGCAGCGGCCUAUGGGCUGGCCGCUGCCUUAGCCUGGGGGUCCACUGCCCUGCAGCUCCCACCUCUGCAGGCCCAGGAGAGCCACUGCCACACUUCACGUGGGUUCCGUGCCCUCCUGGCGGUGCCAGGGACCCCAUGGACUGCUGGCUUCGUCCUGCUGUACAAGUUGGGUGAACAGGGUGCCAUCAGCCUGUUCCCUCUCUUUCUGCUGGACCAGGGGGUGUCAGCGGCUGAAGUGGGGCUGUGGAAUGGGAUGGUGGCUGUGGGCUUCUCCAUUGCUGGUUCUUCCCUGGGUGGUGUUCUUCUUGCCAGGCACAGGCAGCCCCUGCGUCUCCUGAAGCCCCUUCUGCAGCUGCGCAUUGGGGCCCUGGCCUUCCAGAUGGCUCUGCUCUCCUGCCUCCCUAGUUCCAGUCUGGGGGGCCUCUUAAAAGGGGCUGCUUUGGUGAGCCUCGGCCCCCAGCACUUUCUGAGUGGAACUGUGACCACCCUCACCUUUGCUCUUAUGAUGCACUGCAGCCAGCAAGCACAUGGCACAAUCCAGGGUCCCUUUAGGCUGUGCCCUCUCCUCUCCCCAGUCCACUCACUACAGCUUUCUGGCCACACUGGAGCUGCUGGGAAAGUUGCUGCUGACCACAGGGGCUGGAGCCCUGGCAGACGGGCUGGGCCUGGGGCUGUGCUUCACACUCUUCCUUGUCCUCUCUCUGGUAGCCCUGCUCUAUCUAGACUUGGCUCCCAGUAACCUGGGUUGAACAAGAAGAGGAAAUGAAGGGAACCGUCUCUCAUCAUUCAGGGGAUGGGCCCUGAAACCUAUUUUCAGUAUCAAUAAAAAGAAAUUUAUGAGCUUUUUA
This is a messenger RNA of Dromiciops gliroides (monito del monte), 1676 nucleotides long. RefSeq names its product major facilitator superfamily domain containing 3 (gene SLC33A2). The record is from RefSeq and is a predicted model, not a curated record. Gene Ontology annotation, cellular component: membrane. Lineage: Eukaryota; Metazoa; Chordata; Mammalia; Microbiotheria; Microbiotheriidae. Bases 317 to 1567 code for a protein of 416 amino acids. Gene Ontology annotation, molecular function: transmembrane transporter activity. Gene Ontology annotation, biological process: transmembrane transport. The transcript has 5 exons.